AUGGAGGCCCUGCAGGAUUUCGACAUCAAUGAAGCUCUCAAAAUCUACCUCACCAACCCGCUGGAAACAGACACUCCCGACGCGCAUCCCGACCUGCUGGAAUGCGAACACAACCCGGAAGACUUGACUCCCGCCCUGGUCAACACUGUGCUGAAUCCCAUUGUGGAUGCCAUAACUGAAAACCCUGAAGCUGUUGCUCGUUCCGUCAACUUUGACUCGUUGCAGUUCCUUCUCAAGUGCGCUCCCACUCGUCAAGAAGACGCCUCUCAGACCCAUGUGCCUGACCAUGACCUCAGAAAAUUCAACCUCAUACCCACCCAGUCGCUUUCCAAGCUCCUCGAUCUCAUCCUCUCCGCUCUCUCCGCCGAGGCCGACGCCGUUUACAAUGACAUCGAACAAGACGAACAAGAUUCAAUCCCUCAGCACAAGCAGCUGCUCGAAAUGCUCUCCUUCCUCCUCAUGUGGUGCUUCACCAGCGUCGAAACCAGAGUCGUAUCCGAAAAGUCCGCUGCUCCGGCUGCUCGUGGCAGAGGUGGAAAGGCUGCUACAACCAAAAAGUCUGCAAAAGAUGCUCCUUGGGAUCCAUCCAUGCAGAUCCAGUCUGCUCUCAACACAAUGGCAAAGGUCUUGAAGCUCAAGCUUGCGAGGAUCUUUGUCACCACUUCCGAGCGCGACACCUUCAUCGGCCUGUUCACACGCCCUGUCUACCUCAUGAUGGAGAACGAAGCAAGAGUCAAGAAUAAUGCCAUCAAAAUGCACGCUUUCAGAGUCCUCUGCAUCGCCAUCAAGCAUCACGGCCAUGCUUCUGGAGCCCAGACGAACAUCAUCCAGAGUCUUCUAUACUUUGAGCAUCUCUCGGAACCAAUGGCUGAGCUACUCAACAUUCUCGCAAACGAAUACGACUACCCCCAACUCUCCGAAGAAGUUUUGCGCGAGCUGAGCAACCAAGAAUUCAGCAGCAGCGACUUGAAAGGUCCCAAGUCUGUUUCUACAUUCAUCACAAAAUUCUCCGAGCUGGCGCCACGACAAGUCAUCAAGCAAGUCAUGCUGCUUGCAAAGUUGCUUGACAGCGAGUCCUACACUUUGCGCUGCGCCAUUAUCGAGGUCUGCGGAAACCUGAUUGCUAUGUUGAGCAAGCAGGAAGGUGAAGAGCGCAGUGAGAACCACAAGGGUCAGAUCAACGCCUUCUUCGAAGUGCUUGAAGAACGCUUCCUCGACAUCAACCCGUACUGCAGAUGUCGCGCGAUUCAGGUUUACAUGAAGCUUUGCGAUCUCGAAACAAAGUACCCCAAGCGCAGACAGGUGGCAGCAGAUCUUGCUUGUCGCAGUCUGGAGGACAAGAGCAGCAACGUCAGAAGAAACGCCAUCAAAUUGCUUGCAAAACUUAUGGAGACGCAUCCAUUCGCUGUCCUCCACGGCGGCCAGCUCUCCUACUCAGACUGGAACUCGCGACUGGAAGCUUGCGAGGCCGAAAUCAGUGCUCUCAAGCCACCACAAGAAGCUGCUGGCAUGAUUGAGCAGCAAGAAGCAACAGUCGACGAGGAGCUCCUGGAUGAUGCCACACAAUUGUCGCCUGUCAAGGACAAGCCAGCCAUGACCGAAGAGCAGAAGCAGGCAGCUUUCGAGAAAGCCGCUGCUGAGGCUGUCACUUCUGAGAUGAUGAGCAAACUCACCUUGACUCGUCGCUACUAUAUCGAAGCGCUCAAGUUCAUAGAAGUCCUUCACGAAGCCUCGUCCAUUGUUACCCAGCUGUUGGCUUCCAAGAACAAAUCCGAAGUCAUUGAAGCCAUGGACUUCUUCGUUGUUGCAGAUGCAUACAAGAUCGAAACAGCUCGUACGGGCAUUCGGAAGAUGCUGCGCCUUAUCUGGACCAAGGGCAACAGCGACGAAGGCAAGGGGGUUCAAGCUCAUCUCAUAGAAUGUUACAAGGGCUUGUUCUUCGAAGCACCCAGUGGCUUCUCCGCCAACGACGCUGCCAACUUCAUUGCCAGAAACAUGUGCAGUCUGACGUUUGGCGCAACGGCUGCUGAAUUGACCAGUCUGGAGCAACUGCUUAGCACAAUGAUGCAAUCGGACUUUAUCAAAGAUGCGACUAUCCAGAAGUUGUGGCAGAUCUAUGGUGUCGAGCGCAGAGAGAUUUCGAAGAACCAACGUCGCGGCGCCAUCAUUGUACUCGGUAUGCUCGCUCUCGCAGAUCCGGAAAUUAUCGUCAAGGAGAUGGCAAUGUGUCUUCGCAUCGGUCUUGGAGCACGUGGAAGAGCAGAUCUGGUCCUGGCCAAGUUUACUUGUAUUGCGUUGAUGCGCAUGAACAACCCCAAGCAUACAAAAGGCGUCCAAGCCGCUCCCACGUCAACACGACUUCCGAACGAUCAUGCUGUCUUGCAGAAGCUAGCUGCAAUGGCAGAUGCGAAGUCUUCGAGCAAGGAGUGGUAUGGUCUUGCCGAGGCAGUCAUCAGUGCUAUCUACGCUCUCUCCAAACAUCCUGACGAAUUAGCCUCUGAGAUUCUCAGGUUCAAGACGAAGAAGGUGUUCUCGCCGUCUGCAGUACCUACCAAGUCCGAGCCUGUCGAAGUCGAAGAUGAUGGCGACAUCGAGAUGAGUGGUAUGGAUGAUGAGCCGAUGGAGGACGCUUUGCCAAUCAAGAAGGAAGAUGAAGAAGUGGAGAUGCCCGCUGCGGAAGACUCUGCUUUGCCCUUGUCUCAGUUGCUCUUCACUGUCGGUCAUAUUGCAAUCAAGCAGAUCGUACAUCUCGAAAUGUGCGAGAUGGACUUCAAACGCCGAAAGAUGGACAAGGAGAAGCAAGCAGCAGCAGAACCUACACCAGCCAAGAAGGGUAAGGGUGCAAAGAAGGAUGCGAAGGAUGUCAAAGAAGAGGAGCAAGACGAUCUCGACCUCAUCACUGGCACAACAGAGGACGACUUCACCGAUGCUAUCGCACAUGUCCGCGAGAGAGAGCUUCUCUACGGUCCGCAAUCAUUGCUGGCGAACUUUGGCCCGCUGGUUCGUGAGAUUUGUAUGAACAACACAUCAUACGCCAAUCAAGAGCUACAGGCACAAGCUGCUUUGUGUUUGGCCAAGUUGAUGUGUGUGAGCUCUGAAUACUGCGAGCAAAACUUGGGCCUGCUCAUCACCAUUCUCGAGAGAAGCCCCGAUGCCACAACUCGCAACAACCUGGUCAUCGCUCUUGGAGACAUGGCAGUCUGCUUCAACCAUCUCAUCGAUGAGAACACUGACUAUCUCUACCGCCGUCUGUCCGACAGAUCAUUACCAGUCAAGCGCACCUGUCUGAUGACGCUGACGUUCUUGAUUUUGGCCGGACAAGUCAAGGUCAAGGGACAACUCAGCGAGAUGGCCAAGCUUGUCGAAGACAGCGACGACAGAGUGCGCGACAUGUCACGGAUGUUCUUCAGCGAGCUGGCUGGCAAGGACAAUGCAGUGUACAACCAGUUUGUCGACAUGUUCAGUCUUCUAUCUCGCGAUGAGGCGCUCGAGGAAGAUCAAUUCCGCCGCAUUAUCAAGUUCUUGUCAGGCUUCAUCGAGAAGGACAAGCACGCGAAACAGCUUGCGAACAAGCUGGCGGCGAGAUUGCCCAGAGCAGAUAACGAGAGGGAAUGGAACGAUGUCGCAUAUGCGCUUGGCCUUCUCCAGCACAAGGAUGAAGAGAUUACCAAGGUGGUCAAUGAGGGGUACAAGGUUGUUCAGGCUACUGCUUGA
This is a messenger RNA of Aureobasidium musti, 3714 nucleotides long. The record is from the annotation of a GenBank genome assembly. NCBI's taxonomy places the organism in Eukaryota, Fungi, Ascomycota, Dothideomycetes, Dothideales, Saccotheciaceae.